Messenger RNA from Haemonchus placei, 225 nucleotides. Lineage: Eukaryota; Metazoa; Nematoda; Chromadorea; Rhabditida; Trichostrongylidae. The record is from the annotation of a GenBank genome assembly.
UCUCCCGAUCUGAAUCCCAUCGAACAUUUAUGGGAAAGACUUGAGCAUCAAGUAAAAGGUCUCAGAGCUCGAAAUGAGCUCGAAAAGUACCUUCAGCUGAAGACAGCAUGGGAGAACAUCCCACAGGAGAUCGACAAAUUAAUCGAGUUCAUGCCACGCCGAUGUCAAGCGGUCAUUGACGCCAGAGGUGAUCUGAACGGGGAUCAGAAGUUGAUGUCGUCUUGA